Messenger RNA from Tribolium castaneum (red flour beetle), 1549 nucleotides. RefSeq names its product cuticular protein. Lineage: Eukaryota; Metazoa; Arthropoda; Insecta; Coleoptera; Tenebrionidae. Gene Ontology annotation, molecular function: structural constituent of chitin-based larval cuticle. The record is from RefSeq and is marked validated. Gene Ontology annotation, cellular component: chitin-based extracellular matrix.
GUCUUCCAUCCAUAAACAUGUUGUCUUUUAGAUACGUGGCUGUGUUUGCUUUAGCGGCUGUGGCUUUUGGUCAAGACUUCGAUUAUGAUUCUUCACCUCCAAGACCGGCUCCACACCGCGUCAAACCUAGUUACUCCGGACCAGCAGCACCAAGACCAACACCUGUACCAAUUUUGAAACAAAUCAACCGACACAACGAAGACGGUUCAUACACUUAUGGUUACGAAGGUGCUGAUGGUUCCUUCAAAAUCGAAACCAAACUCCCCACCGGGGAAGUCAAAGGCAAAUACGGCUACGUGGACGACACUGGCAAAGUCCGCGUCGUCGAGUACGGUGCCACCAAAUACGGCUUCGAACCAGCUGGUGAAGGCAUCACCGUAGCUCCCCCCACCCUCGUCGACGAAACCACCAACAAAGACGGAACCCUCAACCCCGAAUACGCUGGAUCGUACUACGACGACCAACCCCAAAUCCCCGCCAGAUCCGCCCCCGCGCCCCGCCCCCAGAUCCAACCCCAAUUCGACUUCUCAGGCCCUCAACAAUUCAGCCCAACCCCUCAAAGAAGCUCUGCCCCCGUUCCCCCCAGAGCUGUAAUCCCCGGAUCCUCUCCUGUCACCACACACAAUUUCGAAUUCGGGCCCUCGCCUCGCCCAGCGCCUAAAAGCUACGCCCCAGCGGCUCGCAGCUACGCCCCAGCCCCCAGACCAGCCCCAAGACCCGCCCCAGUGUCCUACGCUAGACCCGCCCCAAUUGAGGAAGAUUUCGGCGAACCAGAACAAGCCCCAAUUAGAAGCCAACCCAGAAUCACCUACGCCCAGCCUGCUCCACAAAGAAACCACAUUUCUGAGCCCCAAUUUGCCCCAGCUGCAAGGCCCGCCCCACAAUACGCCCCCAGGCCACAAUCCGCUCCUGUUGGACGUUCCGGGGGGAUUUUAGACCAGCUUUCGAAGGAUUAUGCUCUACCCCAAGGUGGAGCGGCCCCUUUGCACGAUAUUAGUUUUGGAUAUUAUUAAAUCUAGUUGCCAAACAUAAUGGUACAUCAUAUUGUCUGAGUUUUCGAACAAAUUUAUUUUUUCAUUUUUUUUAUAGAUGAUGUGAUGUAUUAUUAUUUAUUUACAGUAAGUAACAGUAAAGCGUAAUUUUCGGGUCAAGCUAGUCCUGUGGCAGAAAAUGUCCAUUCAGGAAAUCCCAGUUGAUAUUCAACUGUUUCUGCUAGUAAAAAACGACAAUCUUUCCUGCAAUAACUUACAUUAUGUCUAUUCUUUACUACCCUGUAUGUGAUAAGAAUGACAGUUAAAUUGCUAAAAACCAGUGCCAACAAUAAAAAUCAAGCAAAUUUAAUAGCAGAAUAUAAAUAAAUUUUAUGUUAUAAGAUUUGUAAAAAAUUGCUCAAUCUACCUAUUCGAAUUUUAAUACUAGGUUUUGUUUUGUAUUGUACCUAAAUUAAAAUUAUAAAAUUGUUUAUUUAGUAAUUACAUUCAAAAGUGUAAUUCAUUUGUUGUAUUAUGUAAAAAUAAUUUUAAUAAAAAUAUUUUCUACCACACUUAAA